UUGCAACCCAUGCAUGCGAACACUCUGCAAUGGGGUGUAGUGACUUUCGUCAAAAGUAGGUAAACGUGGAAACAAUAACCAAACGAUAAGCCAAACAGACAUAUGACCGUUCUGGGGUCAUAAACCCUUUAACGUUCAUUCCUUUAUUGCAUUUCAUUGCAGCGUAUGCGAUGACAUAUGAUCACAAGAGAAACCCAAGUGGAAGGUCCAAAAGCAAUUGAUACCAAAAUAGUUUGACACAUUUACCAAAUGUGUUAGUCAUCGAUUGGAUAUUGUUUUCAACGCUAUAUAAGUAGAAUGACAAGACAAGAUUAGAUUGGAUAGGCGGCUUUCUUGAGAGCUCUGUCCACAGCACAAUCUAUAUAAGGCUAAGCACUUGAUGGCAAAGUAAGGCCAUCUAUUUCAUGGCGAUCCUGCCCAUACGUAUCAGGAAAAUAGGUGACACUUCAGUACCAACUCCACAACCCAGGCCGAUAACCGUAGAGGAAUAAGAGACGCCAGGGCCGUGCACAGGAAGAAAAACUAACGAGGAUACCUGUGCUACCAAAACCAAAACACAAGCGUGCCGGCAAGGUGGUUGCACUGAGGAAGAAGCUGGUGGUACUCCACGCCAAGGUCUCCCAAGCAGAAGAAGCAGUUAAUCCUCCGCCAUGGGACAUGGUCCAAAAAAAAAUAUUGUAAAAUUGUAAAUAAAAAAACACAAGAAUGUACACUCACACACACAAAUAAAACUUAAAAUGAAAUAAUAAAAAUUAAGCAUUAAGUUUUAUCAUAUUUUGCAUAUCCCUUGAAAGUUGUAUUAAACAACAAAAUAACUGUUAUAACAAAGACAUUAAUUAAAAACAUUAAACUAAGGCAAAAAAAAAAUUUGAACUAAGAAAAUAUCAUGAACUAUGAUUAGUCUAUGACUAUCUUGAAAAAAUAUAUACAUAAUGUCUUGGUGGAAGAAAGCAUUUAGUGCAAUACUAAUAGCCGUGUCUGGUUACGAGGUUGGAAAAGACAGACAAGGUGAAAAAAUAGAAAAGUUAGCCGAAAAAAUUAACCAGCAUAAUGAACCAAUUUUAAACCACAACGAAUCAGGAAUGAAUAUUACACACAUUAUUAUUAUUAUUGUCAUGUUGUUAACAAUCACAGUUCUGUACUCAUUAAUAAAAAGUUAUUUUAAAUACAAACACAAUAAAAUAACGGCUACAACGCCAAGGAUUUAAAAAAUAGUAAACUUUAUGUCGAUUUUGCAAAACCCAUAAAUGACAAGUCCUGUCACGUGGAGGGACAUAACAGAUAAACUCAGAAGCAUUAAGGCAGAAUUUGAUAGAUCGUACAAAUGCCUGAAUAGGACACCAGUACCCUCCAACCACACUCAAAUAAAACAUUUAAGAACACUGGUUUAUCAGCAUAAUACGAUCACAGGCCUCAGCAAGACAGUCUACCCAUUCCUAAGCACCAAUCACCAGGAAGAAUUCAUAAAAUUUUUUUCCUCAAUCAAAACAAAACUGGAAGCAAUUUUCAAACAUUUAGAAUAUAGGGACAAAGUACCGGAAGAGAUAAACAAAUUCCUAAUAAUCAAGUUCCAAGAUACAGGGGGAGAAACAUCAGACGAAGAGGUAGGAAAAACUAACACAAUGACCACUAUGACUCCUGUAGAAUUUAUAAAUUUGGCUACAAAGCUGUUGCCAGAGUUUGAUGGCAAAGCUGAAAAUUUGACCAAAUUCAUUAAUGCACUCGACAUACUAGAUUCGAUCAAAGGAGAUAACGGAAGCAUUGCAAUUUCAUUAAUCAAAACCAAACUCAACCAAACAGCGAGCAGGUUAUUGACGAAUGAAGCAACAAUCGGGGCAAUAAAAAGCACACUGACCGCUAACGUGAAACACGAGUCCUCACAAAGUAUUGCAGUGAAAUUGUUGGGCAUAAAACAACACAACAAGUCUGACGGCGAUUUCGCCAAAGAAAUUGAAUCCCUUGCACAACAACUAGAGCUUGCUUACAUCUCCGAUGGAAUGUCGUCAGCGUUGGCAAGAAACUAUUCAGCACAUUCGGCAGCAAAAGCGAUAAGAACCAAUGCAAGGUCUGAUGAAGUAAAAAUGUUAAUGAGGGCAGGGCAGUUCUCAACAGUUAGUGACGCAGUCACCAAAUUCAUUGAGUUAGGGGCCGAAAGCUCAGGCACCCUUCAGGUAAACUAUAUAAAUAAUUCAUACAGAGGGAACAAUUCUAACAGGAGAAAUAAUUCAUUUAGAGGAAAUAAUUCUUACAGAGGUAAUAGAAACUAUAGAAACCAUUACCGAAAUAAUCGGGGUAGAAACCACAGUAACUAUAAUAACAGCAACGGCAACCCAAACAGAAACAACGAUAACAAUAAUAGCUAUAGGGGCCGUAAUAACCAUAACAGGAAUGUACGCUACACGGAAGCAUCGGAAAACACAGAGCACCCCCAGAGUGCCCAACUGGGGAGUGCGCAAAAUUAAACACUGCGAACUUAUUAAACAUCAAUUUGUCAUUUAGUAACUUCGUCACCGUAAAUUCCUCGCUAAAUGACUACGAGUCCACCUUUUUAAUAGACACAGGCUCGGAAAUUAGUAUAUACAAAACAUCGGCAAAUGAUCAAAUUCAAAUAAAUACAAAUCAUAUCUACAAUUUAAAAGGCAUAGGAAAUGGUUCCAUAAAAACCUUAGGUGCCACUACAGCUACACUUUAUAUAAAUAACUCAGAAAUCAUUCACAACUUCCAAAUAGUAGACGAAAAUUUUCCAAUCCCUUGCGAUGGUAUUAUAGGGUUAGACUUCAUAAAACAAUUCAAUUGUCUAUUAUAUUACAUGUAUAAUGGUCCAAGUCUA
Messenger RNA from Rhagoletis zephyria (snowberry fruit fly), 2830 nucleotides. RefSeq names its product ankyrin repeat and ELMO domain-containing protein D-like. The record is from RefSeq and is a predicted model, not a curated record. NCBI's taxonomy places the organism in Eukaryota, Metazoa, Arthropoda, Insecta, Diptera, Tephritidae.